AUGAGCGUGCAGCUUGAUGAUGACUUGGAGAAGGGAACACACCCGUCAGAUCAGAAGAGGGGAACAGAAUUCGUCGCCUCGGAAUCUCCAGAUACCAUUCCCAAAGCCUCGGAGAAAACUAUCCAAGCCUCAGACUCACAAGGACCUCCACCUCCAGGUCCCCCACCAGAUGGAGGUUUUCAGGCAUGGAUGACCGUACUGGGAGCUUUCUGUGGUUUAUUCGUCAGCUUUGGGUGGAUUAACUGUAUCGGUGUUUUCCAAGCAUACUAUGAAAGAAACCAAUUAAGUCAUCUCACUCCUAGCACGGUGGCCUGGAUCCCGUCUCUCGAAACUUUUGUCAUGUUCUUUGCUGGUCCACUAUUUGGUACCCUCUUUGACAAUUAUGGACCACGAUGGAUCUUGCUGGCGGGGACUUUCCUCCAUGUCUUCGGUCUCAUGAUGGCCUCCCUGUCAACAGAGUACUAUCAAUUCAUUCUCGCCCAGGGCAUCUGCAGCCCUCUCGGUGCUAGCGCUGUCUUUAAUGCAUCAAUCAACUCUGUCAGUGGCUGUUUGGGAGGCGUGAUCUUCCCAAUCAUGGUAUCAAAACUGAUUCCGCAAGUCGGUUUCGGCUGGGCAAUGCGUAUCUGCGCAUUUCUAGUCCUCUUUAUGUUGGUUAUUGCCAAUGUCACCCUAAAAUCAAGAUUGAAACCGCAGAAGAAAGGAUUCGACGUGAUGAACUUCAUUCGCCCACUGCACGAUAUUAAAUUCGUAUUGACUGUUGCCGCGGCUUUUUGCUUCUUCUGGGGCAUGUUCUUGCCCUUUACGUUUGUUAUUACCUCCGGAGAACGGUAUGGCAUGUCACAGAACAUGUCUCAAUAUCUCAUUCCGAUUCUGAACGCAGCUAGUAUUUUCGGCCGUACUCUUCCAGGAUAUCUGGCAGACCGUGUAGGUCGGUACAACGUAAUGAUCGUCUUCAGCUAUCUCUCCGGAAUCCUCGUGCUGGCCCUAUGGCUUCCGGCUCGCGCCAAUGCCCCCAUAAUAGUAUUCAGCGCACUGUAUGGCUUCGGCUCUGGAGCGUUCGUCUCUCUUGCACCCGCACUAAUUGCUCAAAUCUCCGACCUCCGCGAAGUUGGCAUUCGCAACGGAACUUGCUUCUCGAUUAUUUCGAUAGCCGCACUGACUGGCUCCCCGAUUGGUGGAGCAUUGGUCCCGGAUAUGCUGCAUGGUUCAUAUGAAAAGCUGCAGAUUUUCAGCGGCGUGGUUAUGAUAGCCGGUGCAACGCUGUUCAUUGCUGCGCGGAUCGUUGUUGGAGGUGUUAAUUUGAAGAAAGUUUGA
Molecule: messenger RNA, 1314 nt
Organism: Penicillium cosmopolitanum
Lineage: Eukaryota; Fungi; Ascomycota; Eurotiomycetes; Eurotiales; Aspergillaceae
Product: monocarboxylate permease
Exons: 4
Coding region: 1-1314 (437 amino acids)
Biological process (GO): transmembrane transport
Cellular component (GO): fungal-type vacuole membrane
Molecular function (GO): transmembrane transporter activity
Source: RefSeq, a predicted model, not a curated record